AAAGCAAUGGACUCAGGAUUUGGAGCAAAAUUUAAUCGAACUGUGGCAGGAGCAUGAAUGCCUUUAUGAUGUUGGACAUGAGAUGUACCACAACCGCUCCGAGAAAGAGAAAAGGUGGACGGAAAUUACAAACGCUCUCAAACAGCCAGAGUUUACUGUUGAGGACAUUAAGAUCAGGGUAGUAUCCCUGCGAACGCAGUACUGUCGUUUGCAGAAACCCAAACCAAGUGGGAGUGGCUGCAAACCCUUGACUCCUAGGCAAAGGUGGCUUCUCAGAGUGAUGGAUUUCAUCAAAACAUAUAUUGUCCACCGGCCAUGCGAAACAACACUUGGUGCAUCAUUCAGUGGGCAGAGUGAUGCAGAGGAUAUGGACCUCUCAGACCUAAGGCCUGAUACACCAUCUGUGGACAGCUCCCCACGUACUGCGUCCACCCCAAUUUCGUCAAAUCAAGAAGCCUUUACAUUGUCGGAGGAAACUGCUUCAACUGCCUCAAGUGAUAGCGGUAAACAGCCACGUUUGAGCAACAAUCCCCAAAAAAGAAAGAGGGUGUCCGAGGAUGUUGUAGAGCUGCAGAAGCUGGAUUUGUUGAAACAGAUGGUUGCUCAAGUGGACUCACAAACACCUCGGGAUACAUUAACUUCUUUUGGGAACCAGGUGGCUUUGGAAUUGAGGGAUAUUCAAGACCCAGUUCUGUUAUCACGAGUAAAAAGAAGCAUAAUGAUUAUGAUAUACAACGCCCAGGAGAAUGACAGAAGCGGGUCAUUGUCGUCACCUGGACAACCUACCCCAUAUCAACCUGUCAAUUCAGGUCUACCAACGGCCCAGUCUCAUUCCCAGCAGCCUUAUUAUGCCUCAGGUCAUGGGUUUCAUAGAUCACUUUUGGAGACACAACCCGAACAUGCCUAUGACUAGACAUUCUAAUG
Molecule: messenger RNA, 924 nt
Organism: Rhinichthys klamathensis goyatoka
Lineage: Eukaryota; Metazoa; Chordata; Actinopteri; Cypriniformes; Leuciscidae
Exons: 3
Coding region: 83-913 (276 amino acids)
Source: RefSeq, a predicted model, not a curated record